Messenger RNA from Vespula pensylvanica (western yellowjacket), 1023 nucleotides. RefSeq lists its product as uncharacterized. Lineage: Eukaryota; Metazoa; Arthropoda; Insecta; Hymenoptera; Vespidae. The record is from RefSeq and is a predicted model, not a curated record. The transcript is spliced from 6 exons. Bases 1 to 960 code for a protein of 319 amino acids.
AUGAUGCGAAAUGAAGAAAUUGAUCCGUGCAUUGAACCGACAGACUCUUCUUCGGUCAGAUAUAUGAGUACAUUACCGGAUUUUUUCAACGAUACUAUUGGAAAAUCAUUGAAAAUUGAGAAUUUCAAGCCGCAAAAUAUGAUCGAUAAUCCAUUUUUUAGAGCAUUAGGAGAUUUCCUUGGUAUCGUAGACUAUAACACAAACUUGGCAUCAUUUUGGUUUCUGGAUAUCUUAGCUCUACAGAUACUUCGAAAUAACGACGUCUUCGACGACUAUUCUCGUGCUAUCUUUAUCAGCUGGUUAGUAGGAGAAAUGCAGUUGAUUCGAGAUAACAAAUUUCCACGCGAAAAAUUCUUCGAGGAAAUGGAAGUUUUAUUCGCUGCCACAGCCAGGAAAAUUAUUCAAGGCGAAGAGAUUCCUCAUUGGAAUCUAAUUACGUUUGGUGAUGCAGAGAUGAAAUCGGAAAUGGAAGAGGAAGAGCGAAAAUUAUCGCAAGAACACGAUUUAUCGGCUCUACAGAAUUUGAAAUCGAAAAUGCUGACUCCGACAGAAAAAAGAUCAAAGGAAGAAAUGAAAUCGACAGAGACGCUUUUGGACGCGAUUAUUCGGUCCACGUACGACAUGUACGCCGGCGAAGUACGCUACGCUCUCGUUUACACGGUAUUUGUGGAACCAAUUGAAAUACAAGUCCAUAAUCUCCCUUUCAGUAUUCGAAAACCUCGUCCAGUUAAGCUAGCAACCUCCAACACUGGACAUCUUUAUUUACGACUUCAAAAGGCUUUGCAAAAAGUCAAAGGAAAGGAUAACAAGAUCGUUAAAUCGAAAAAGAAAUUGGAUGCGGAAUAUCCACUACAACCAGUGAAUUCUUUAACGGAUGAAGAGUUUAUUAUGACGAAACGUAGUUUCAUUUUACCACUAAUAGAAUCUAACGAAGCUGCUGAUACUUUUGAUCUUUAUUAACAAACAUUCUAAAUUAUUGGGACAAUCUAGGAAUCAUUCGAUUAUAAAUUAGUAUGGCAUAGA